Molecule: messenger RNA, 969 nt
Organism: Alternaria conjuncta
Lineage: Eukaryota; Fungi; Ascomycota; Dothideomycetes; Pleosporales; Pleosporaceae
Exons: 2
Coding region: 1-969 (322 amino acids)
Source: RefSeq, a predicted model, not a curated record
AUGCACCGUUACCACCUCAGCCCCGGCUUCCUUCAGAUAUUAGCAUGCUUCAAAGAUCGAUACAUGCCGACUGAAGAGGAAUUCUCGAGCGCGGCGCAGUCACAUUUCACUGAUGACCGUUAUGAGUUCGGUUGGGUAUACAAAUACUCGGAGAAGAAAGCUGUCGGCGAAGGAAAUCCGUGGCGAAUUCGACAAACCGGAAUUUACCACUUUACCGAGCUGAAGCGGGCGAGAUCAGUGUUGUUCAUCAUACACCCAAGCCCCUCCGCCCACUUCAAAGAUCACCUCAGUCAGGUGCUACAACAACAGAAGGCCAGAAUCAGCCUAUUAGCAAAUCCCAUGCUAAUCCAUUCGAUGCUCAUAUCUGUACAUCUCGGCUCUUGGCGUGAUUAUCUGGAGUACCACGUAGCCAAGCUUUUGCAAUUAGUGAGUGCUCUCACCGAUGAUGACAGCCUAAUAAAGUCCCUACUGACUUAUACGAAGGAUAUCAAAUCGGCCUGUACAUCGAUCGAACAGCCGCUCGUCACGUUUGAAACUCUCAAAGACACCCGCGCUAUUGAGAAGAACAUCCUGCCACUCGAGCCUAUUCUCGCAUCCUUCGAAAUCCUCUUGGACGAUCUUCAAGAAGCCAACAGAAUCUUUUCUGGGGCGAGCGGAGCAAUAGAAGGCACAUCUGAGGUCAUAAAAGCGGCGUUCGCCCAGUUCCGCAAGGACGCUGCAUCAUACAGAGGAUAUGCUCUAUACAUGGGCGGAAGAGCUCAGUCGACCGCUCAGUCAAUGCUGGACACAAUAAACCUGGGUUUCCAACAACUGGCACAAAGCCAAAACAAUUAUACGAUGGGUAUGGCCAAAUCGGCGCGAGAGGACUCCAUCGCCAUCAGAGCGGUAACGCUGGUCACUUCACUUUAUCUACCGUUCUCUUUCGUUGCCGUACGUAUCACAUUCCCCGUAAAUCUUGGCCGGUACUGA